Messenger RNA from Vespula vulgaris, 3890 nucleotides. RefSeq lists its product as uncharacterized. Gene Ontology annotation, molecular function: protein binding; DNA binding. The record is from RefSeq and is a predicted model, not a curated record. The transcript has 10 exons. The coding region runs from base 5 to 3721 and encodes 1238 amino acids. NCBI's taxonomy places the organism in Eukaryota, Metazoa, Arthropoda, Insecta, Hymenoptera, Vespidae.
CAGGAUGGACGGAACCAAUGUGAAUGGCGGGAACGCUAAAGUGGCGCGCGACGUUUCUAACCUAAACAGUGUUAGUAUGCCGGAUUUACAGGAGUCUGAGAACAAAACGGCCGUCGCCGAGACCGUUGCUGAUACCGCCACUGAUAUGGACGGUCAAGAAGUGAACGGUGAUCUCAAGGGUUCUUCGAAGAAGACUCCUUCGACGGCGGUCAAAACUAAAUUGCGCAAGUUCAAGGCCAAUUCGACGAGUAGUAUCGAGAACGAUGUAAGCCUUUCCACAACGAGGGGUGGACGUAAGCGUAAGCUUUCGGAACCCGACGAUGUUAGUUCCGAGGAAUCCACCGAGUUUAAUGGAUUCGAUUUACAAGGGAUCGAUGAAUUCGAUACGGGAAGUCAUGUAUUGAAGAAGCUCAUUGCUGAGGCAGGAAUUACAGAGGCUCAACUUACAAAACGCUGUAGGUAUUUGGUGCCAAAAAAGAACUUCGACGUUAGAAAAGAUGAAGAUCAAGACUCGGAUGAAAAUAAAAUACGUAUAUAUGACAUGGAACAAUUCGAUAUUGAUAAAAUCAAAAAAGAAAGAGAAUCUGAUACAGAUUCUAUCGGUAUGGCAAAUAGCAUAGAAUUAGAAAUGGAACAGCAGAAAGCCGAAGAAUCGUCUAUUAAGUCUGUAAAUUCGUCGUCUACUACAAGUAGUCCAUCUGCAGUGUCGUUGAAGUCUAAAGGAGGUAGGAUAUCGCGCGGCGCAAGUCCGGGAAGUGCGUUGAAACAAAAAACAACAAUCGACAUGUCAAAUCCAGCUUUUAAGGAACCAUUCAAGUAUGGAUGGAAACGAGAACUGGUAUUCAGAGCUAGUAAUGACUCGAGCCUUAAACGAAUGGCUGAUAUAUAUUAUUAUACACCAAAGGGAAAAAAAGUAAGAAGUUUUAGAGAAGUAGCGGAAUACCUUCAUUCAAGAGAAUUAACCAUUGAUAAUUUUACAUUCUUCAAAGAACCUAUUGGCUUAGACGAUCCUGAAAAAGAAAUAAUUCGAGAUGCAAAGAGGAUAAGGGGUUCAAUAGGAUCCGCACCUACGCCGCCAAGAAGGUCCUUCGGUUCUAAGAAAGUUAUGAGCACGCGGAAACCUACCGAAGAACACGUUCCAGCAUCGUCACCUGCACCAGCAGUUGCCGUUCCACAAACAGCAGUAUCAACCACACCUGCGAAAACCGCUGCCAGAUCACCAAAAACAGCUAGCAGUUUCAAAGUUAAAGUGCCUGCAAAGAAAACUCCACAAAUAACAGAAAUAAAAACAUCAUCGGAGGAGAGAGAGAUGUUACCGCCACAACGAAACGCGACGAGUACAAGAAGAAGUCAACAGCCAGUGGAAAAAGCACCACCUGUUAAAAGCAAACGAUUAUUAACGCCCAAAGUACAAGAACCAUGCAGCAUAAGAUGUUCAACAAGUAUGGGACUGAUUCCCAGUUUACAGUGUCGCGUAUGCCUUUGCUUAUAUCAUCCUGAGUGCGUAGAUGGCUUGGAAUUUUCAGGAAGUGAUGAUUACAUUUGUAAGAAUUGUCAACAAGAUUCUACAGAAACUCAUCAACAUCAAUCGAUGAAUCCAUCUUUAACACCACCUCCGUUGAUUCCAAUCAGCAUGUUAGGCACACAAAAUGUCAAACAAAAGCCACAAACAAGCUUAACUCCACCAAAAUUGCAAAGAAUUCCAAAAUCAGAGAACGCGGAUAUACAGUCACGUAGUACUAGUAAAUUUUCUAAAACAGCAACAACAACGACAAGUUCGACAUCGCCGUUGGAGAAGAAGGAGGAUACUUGGUUUCCUCAAUCAGAGAAUGAAUUUUUGCAAAGUCAUGAUGGAAUAUUACCAAAACCAGCGCAAAAUAUUGCUUUGAUGGGAGGCAAAAGAUAUAUAGUUGUACCAAAGAAUAAUGCAAUGGCAGUUCAACCAGCCAUUACAGUAAAACCUGAUAAAAUUGGUGACAAACCACCGAUGUUACAGGAAAGUUCUUUAAUUGAUAUAUCCAAUACAAUGGAGAAUUCAACCAUUACAAAUAUAGGUAUUUCACCUUCAACCAAAAUAUCUGGUGCCAAUGAUAUGACUGAAAGUAUCUAUGAUAGAGAAUUGUCGAAAGACGUUUCUGCUUCGUGUGGAUCUUCUGAUGACACGAAUGAAACGUUGGACAGUAAUAUUAAUACGAAUACUUUGAUCAAUACGAAUACGUCUCUGUUAGAAAAUCAAAUUUUAAAUGCAAAAGCAUAUUCAUCGAUUGAAACAAGAAGAACGAGUACUAGAUCACCUAAUAAAAAACCAAUGUCUUCAAUGGCAAUACAAAAUAAUAUAAGUAUAUUUGGUAUAGACAGUGAAGUGACUAAAACAGAUAUAAAACAAAUAGUAAUUAAUACGAAUGUAGUGCAGAUGGGUAAUAGAAGAAAACAAAAUCAACAGGAGUCAAAUCUACAACAUCACUUUAUGGAUAAUGUAUGUGCGGGUUAUCAUGCAUUAUUACGAAUUUUUCAAUAUCUCAAGGUGCAAGAGUUGUUACGCGCAGCUCGUGUUUGUAAAAUGUGGCGAGAUUUGGCUGCGCAUCCUUCUUUGUGGAAAACAGUAAGAAUGAAGAAUAGCCAAGUAACAGACUGGGACGGUUUAGCAGAUACAUUACAAAGACACGGCACACAGCAUUUGGAUCUCAGGAAAAUGCUUGUAGCUGGAGAAUCAGAUAGUAUUUGGAGAAAGUUUCUGUCUGUAAUACCUAGAGUAACCAGCCUUGUUAAGUUAGAGUUAUGUAGAUGCCCCGUUAUGGUAGUAGAAGAAGUCAUUAAAAGUUGUCCGCAAUUACAAGUAUUGAGUGCAAUGACAAUCAAAUGUGACUCUUUAAAUCUGCAAUCUGUUGGCAAUCUUAAACAUUGUCAAGAAUUAAGACUCAAGGCAAUAAGUGGAAUGUCUUUGCAAGAAGAUCUUACACCACUACAAGAAUUAACACAAUUAACGCAACUGAGUUUAACGUCAGUCAAAGAACUUGGAAAGAAGAAAAUUGAUAUAAUACAAACAUUAAUAAAUUUAGAAACGUUGGAGUUGGGGGAGUGUUCAGAUUUUCCAGACAAGUUUGGAACAUCGGUUUUAAUAAAAUUACAAAAACUGGAACGCCUCCGACUCGAAAAGGGCCAAGGAUCUUGCUGUACAUUUGAUAUUUUAGAAGGUGUUUCAAAAUUGGGAAAUUUAAACCAAAUGGAGUUAGUUAAUUUUGAUGUAAAAAAUGGUUUUGAUAAGUGUCUUGCUAAUUGUAAAAAUAUUAAGAGGUUACUGAUUAUACCGACCUACAUAUCACAAUCAGCUACUUCAAAUAACAUGGUACUUGGUGGCGUUACCGAAUUGUCACACAAUUUAACGCAUUUUGUUUGGGGCGUAACUCUUGAAUUACUGAGAGUUACGGAAUUGUUUGUUGACCAGUGCAAUUUGAUGAAUAAACAGGUUACUGGAGAUUCUAUACCAGUUUUGAAACCAGUACCCUGUUUAAAAUUAAUCGAAGAUGUCGAGGAUGAAAAUGAUAACCAAAAAGGUGAAGAUAAACAGUUAAAUAUGACGAGUCCACAAGUCGAUAUUCUACCAUUACCGCAACUUCAAAAACUUCUUUUAACUGCAUUACCUAAGACACGUGUUAAAAUUCUAAAGAUUCCCUUCCAUGCCACAUGGCGACAGAGCAUUUCUGAUACUACUACACAAUAAAUAAAGAUAAAACAUAAAAUGUGUAUCAAAGAAAAUAUAAAUGUAAAAGGAACAAAUGUAAAAGAAACACAAGUUAUUCGACACGCGCAUGUGUUUAAAAGUUUUGUAAAUUUGACUCUAUAGUGUUUGCACAACCAAUUACAAUGUUUAUAACUUGGAUGAGAAAUAA